AGUGGGGGGCGCUCGGCUCUCCAGCCUCACUCGCAGCUGCGGGGAGCUGGGGAGAGUGGGCCCCGCCUCCGGACGGGCGUGCAGACCUCUGACCCUGGAGUCUCUCAGCUGCCGGGAACCGUCCCCUUGGGUCGUCGCCCGGGCCGCCCGCCGUUCCCCGGCCCCGAGGGGCCCGGCCGGCCACGGUGGGGGGAGAGGUCAGCAUGAGCCGGGGGGCCCGGCGGGCCGGCGCCGGGCAGGGGGCGGCGGUCGCAGUGCAGCUGCUGGUCACCCUGAGCUUCCUCCCGAGCGUCGUCGAGGCCCAGGUCACCGGAGUCCUGGAUGAUUGCCUGUGUGAUAUUGAUAGCAUUGAUAACUUUAACACCUUCAAAAUCUUCCCCAAAAUAAAAAAAUUGCAAGAGCGAGACUACUUCCGUUAUUACAAGGUCAAUCUGAAGAGACCAUGUCCUUUCUGGGCAGAAGAUGGCCAUUGUUCAAUAAAAGACUGCCAUGUGGAGCCCUGUCCAGAGAGCAAAAUUCCAGUCGGAAUUAAAGCUGGGAGUUCUAAUAAGUACUCGAAAGUAGCAAACAAUACCAAAGAAUUAGAAGACUGUGAGCAAGCUAAUAAACUGGGAGCAAUUAACAGCACACUAAGUAAUCAAAGCAAAGAAGCUUUCAUUGACUGGGCAAGAUAUGAUGAUUCACAGGAUCACUUUUGUGAACUUGAUGAUGAGCGAUCUCCAGCUGCUCAGUAUGUAGACCUGUUGCUGAACCCAGAGCGUUACACUGGCUAUAAAGGGUCCUCCGCAUGGAGAGUGUGGAACAGCAUCUACGAAGAAAACUGUUUCAAGCCUCGAUCUGUUUAUCGUCCUUUAAAUCCUCUGGCACCUAGCCGAGGAGAAGAUGGAGAAUCAUUCUACACGUGGCUGGAAGGUUUGUGUCUGGAAAAGAGAGUCUUCUAUAAGCUUAUAUCCGGACUUCAUGCUAGUAUCAAUUUACAUCUAUGUGCAAAUUAUCUUUUGGAAGAAACCUGGGGUAAACCUAGCUGGGGACCUAAUAUGAAAGAAUUUAAACGCCGCUUUGACCCUGUGGAAACUAAGGGAGAAGGUCCAAGAAGGCUUAAGAAUCUGUACUUUUUAUACUUAAUUGAGCUUCGAGCUUUAUCAAAGGUGGCCCCAUAUUUUGAGCGCUCAAUUGUCGAUCUUUACACUGGAAAUGGAGAAGAAGAUGCUAACACAAAAACCCUUCUACUGAAUAUCUUUCAAGAUACAAAGUCCUUUCCCAUGCACUUUGACGAGAAGUCCAUGUUUGCAGGUGACAAAAAGGGGGCCAAGUCAUUAAAGGAGGAAUUCCGCUUACAUUUCAAGAAUAUCUCCCGUAUAAUGGACUGUGUUGGAUGUGACAAAUGCAGAUUAUGGGGGAAAUUGCAGACUCAGGGUCUAGGAACUGCCCUGAAGAUAUUAUUCUCUGAAAAAGAAAUCCAAAAGCUUCCAGAGAACAGCCCAUCUAAAGGCUUCCAACUCACUCGACAGGAAAUAGUUGCUCUUUUAAAUGCUUUCGGAAGAGAUACAUGUGGUACCAGCUGAGGAUUACAGAACAGAAGGAAAAGAAUCCUAGAAAAUAAGAGAAAAUAAAACUGUGCUGCCCUGGAAAAUACAAAGUCAAGGAAGAACUGUUUAAAAAAAAAGGGGGGGGUGGGAACCAAGUGAUACAGAGAUUAUUUCUUAUGUUUUCUUAACGUGCAUUUUUAAGUUAAAAAGGGGGCAGUUAAGUGAAAAAUAAAUUGUUCCUUCCCCAUCGUAGAAGAUUAUACCUGUUGUUCCCAUGUAUUUACAGAGGACUGUGUAGUUUGGGAUUUCAAGCCUAAGCUAGACAUGAUGUCCAUUACUGAUGAUGUCCAUCAGUAAUUAGUACUUCCCGAAGAAUUUAGUUCACCCACUUAUGAGGCCUGUAAAUAAGAUAAAGCAGGAGAAACUGAAUUAAAUUUAGAGUAUUUAAAUGUAAUUUAAGUGAAAAAUAUUUUCAACAAUUUAUACAUUUUAAAUCCAAAUAAAAUUAAAUUGAGAAAAAAAAAACAGAUGUUAACUUCCUCAAAAUGUCUCUGAGUCUCAGAACAUCCAUAAAGACAACCCUGUCGGCUUCAGUUCUCUAUCUGGAGC
Messenger RNA from Callorhinus ursinus (northern fur seal), 2138 nucleotides. NCBI's taxonomy places the organism in Eukaryota, Metazoa, Chordata, Mammalia, Carnivora, Otariidae. The record is from RefSeq and is a predicted model, not a curated record.